Molecule: messenger RNA, 1185 nt
Organism: Manduca sexta (tobacco hornworm)
Lineage: Eukaryota; Metazoa; Arthropoda; Insecta; Lepidoptera; Sphingidae
Gene: Pglym
Product: phosphoglycerate mutase 1
Exons: 5
Coding region: 109-876 (255 amino acids)
Biological process (GO): glycolytic process
Molecular function (GO): intramolecular phosphotransferase activity
Source: RefSeq, a predicted model, not a curated record
CUUAACUUUUCAAAUAAAGGUCAUACAGGUUACUUACGUCAAAUUUGUAAUAAGUCGACCUCUGGCUUAGCCGGUUUCUUGCAGUUCCCUAAAAAAUCCACUAUAAAAAUGGCCGCAAAAUACAAAAUUGUCAUGAUUCGCCACGGCGAGUCUGAAUGGAACCAGAAGAAUCUCUUUUGCGGUUGGUUCGACGCUGACCUGAGCGACAAAGGUCGCGAGGAGGCUGCCUCUGCCGGGAAGGCUCUUAAGUCGGAGGGCUACCAGUUCGACGUAGCGCACACUUCCGUGUUAAAACGCGCUCAAAUCACCCUUAACACGAUUCUGCAGGAGAUCGGCCAGACCGAUAUUCCCAUUAACAAGACCUGGCGCUUGAACGAGAGGCACUACGGUGGUCUCACUGGUCUGAACAAGGCUGAAACUGCUGCCAAAUAUGGAGAGGCACAGGUCCAAAUAUGGCGUCGUAGCUUUGACGUACCCCCACCAGCGAUGGAGAAAGACCACCCCUACUAUGAAACCAUUGUCAAUGACCCCCGGUAUGCUGGUGACCCGAAACCUGAAGAGUUCCCCAUGUUUGAGAGUUUGAAACUCACUAUUGAGAGGACCCUGCCUUACUGGAAUAAUGUUAUUGUUCCUCAGAUCAAAGAAGGCAAAAGAAUCAUUAUUGCUGCCCACGGAAACAGUCUUAGAGGCAUUGUCAAGCAUUUAGAUGGUCUGAGCGAUGCUGCCAUUAUGCAACUGAACCUGCCCACCGGUAUUCCAUUUGUGUAUGAAUUGGACGAGAACAUGAAGCCCGUUGACUCCAUGGUCUUCCUUGGUGACGAGGAAACCGUGAAGAAGGCUAUGGAAGCCGUUGCCGCUCAGGGCAAGGCCAAGUAAAGCGUUAUCAGUGUUAUUUAUUAUUUAACAACAUGUUUAUGAUAAGAUUAUAGUUUUUAUUUUACGCAUGAGGCGACUAAUUUAAUAGUGCGGUAAAUAUGUGAUAAUUUGGAAGUGUAAUACAGCUUAGUUGUGAGGGACUUAUCUCAUUAAACAGAAUUUGUUAUUGACAGGUUGAAUGGGCACGAAAAAGGUUUUUUUGCUUAUUAUUUAUUUUACAUACUAAAUUACAUCUCACUAUUGAUACAAAAGGAAAAUGUAAAACAUAAUACAGUUACCAAUUUAUAAAAUAAAACUACAGGAAUAUGU